Ziziphus jujuba (common jujube) is the source of this 3039-nucleotide messenger RNA. RefSeq names its product putative respiratory burst oxidase homolog protein H. The transcript is spliced from 14 exons. NCBI's taxonomy places the organism in Eukaryota, Viridiplantae, Streptophyta, Magnoliopsida, Rosales, Rhamnaceae. Gene Ontology annotation, cellular component: plasma membrane. Gene Ontology annotation, molecular function: peroxidase activity; calcium ion binding; NAD(P)H oxidase H2O2-forming activity. The coding region runs from base 148 to 2694 and encodes 848 amino acids. The record is from RefSeq and is a predicted model, not a curated record.
ACCAUUUCUUUCUCAAUCCACCAGGACUCAUUUUCUCAGCAUUUUCCUCUAUUUUCUUCUUCUUCUUCUUCUUCUUUUUCUUCUUUUUCCUUAACCCAGAUCUUCAAUCAUCAAUCUAAGGAAAAGCUGAGAAAAUCUGAAAAAAAAAUGGUGUCCAUGGAUAAUAUCCCAGAAAAUGUACCACGCGAAGAUUCAGGGAGGUGGAUUCUUGAAGGGAUUGAGAUUGACAAAAUGGAGGAGAUUCCAAUCAACGAGCCUCAGGCAUCAUCGGUACCUCAACGAACAAACGAACCGCCAACUUCGUUGAACAAGAGCAAUAGCUUGAUGAGGAAGCAAAGAGGGGUGGCUCAAAACAUAAAGAUGGAAAGAACGGCUUCUGGAGCUUCAAGGGGGCUUAAAAGUUUACGUUUUCUGGACAGGACGGUGACCGGAAAAGAAGCUGAUGCGUGGAGGUCGAUUGAGCAGCGUUUCAUUCAACAUCAAGUUGAUGGGAGGCUCUGUAAGGAGAAAUUUGGAGUCUGCAUUGGAAUGGGAGGAGAUUCGAAGGAUUUCGCAAAAGAGUUGUUUGAUACGCUGACGAGGCGAAGAAAAAUAUGUGGAAAGAAUGGGAUAAAUAAGGAAGAACUGAAGAUGUUCUGGGAAGACAUAACUAAUCAUGACCUUGAAGCUCGGUUGCAGAUAUUCUUUGACAUGUGUGACAAGAAUGGAGAUGGGAAACUCACUGAGGAUGAGGUCAAAGAGGUUAUAAUUUUGAGUGCCUCUGCAAACAAGUUAGGGAAUCUCAAAAAGCAAGCUGCAUCAUAUGCAACUUUGAUAAUGGAAGAGAUGGAUCCUGAUCAUCUUGGUUAUAUAGAGAUGUGGCAGCUAGAAAUUCUACUGAAGGGAUUGGUGAACUGUGAAGAAAAUGACAGGUUUGUUAAAAAAUCCAAUACUCUCACAAGAGCCAUGAUUCCAAAGAGAUACAGAACCCCAUAUAGUAAAUACCAUUGUAUAACAUCAGAAUAUAUCCAUGACAAUUGGAAAAGAAUAUGGAUAAUCACAUUAUGGCUAUUAAUCAACUUUACCCUCUUCAUGUGGAAGUACAAACAAUAUAAGAACAAAGGGGCUUACCAAGUCAUGGGUUCAUGUCUCUGCUUUGCAAAAGGUGCUGCUGAGACUCUCAAGUUCAAUAUGGCUCUCAUUCUUGUUCCAGUAUGUAGGAGAACUCUUACAAAGCUAAGAUCUUCAUUUCUCAAUAACAUAAUCCCUUUCGAUGAUAACAUCAACUUCCACAAGAUGAUAGCACUAGCAAUAGUAAUCGGGACUUUGUUACAUAUGAUUAUGCAUGUAAGUUGUGAUUUUCCAAGAUUGACUUCAUGUCCAAAAGAAAAGUUCAUGGCACUUCUUGGUAGCAAUUUUGACCACAACCAGCCAACUUAUGUUGAUUUGCUACAAAGUACUCCAGGCAUAACAGGGAUCUUAAUGGUCAUCAUAAUGGCUUUUGCCUUCACUUUGGCAUUACAUUCAUUUAGGAAAAGUGUCAUCAAGUUACCAUGGCCUUUCCACCAUUUGGCAGGGUUCAAUGCCUUCUGGUACGCUCAUCAUUUGUUGGUUCUGGCAUACGUGCUCCUCAUCAUACACGGCUAUUUUCUGUUUCUCACCAAGGAGUGGUACAAGAAAACGACAUGGAUGUAUGUCAUGGUACCAAUGAUGUUCUAUGGUUCUGAAAGAAUUUCUGCAGUUGUCAACGAACGCAAGCAUCGUGUCAACAUUAUCAAGGCAACAAUAUACACAGGAAAUGUUCUUGCACUAUAUGUAAGCAAACCUCCAGGGUUCAAGUACAAGAGUGGAAUGUACAUAUUUGUUAAGUGUCCAGAUAUAUCUAGUUUUGAAUGGCAUCCCUUUUCCAUAACAUCUGCACCGGGAGAUGACUACUUGAGUGUCCAUAUUCGUACCUUAGGGGAUUGGACCUCAGAGCUCAAAAACAAAUUCGCAGAGGUUUGUCAGCCGGAAAAUACACAACCAAAGAAUGGAACUCUCAUUAGAAUGGAAACGAGAGCCAAUUCUCGUAAUUUCGAACAUUCACAAAAAGGUGUCAAGUAUCCAAAAAUCUUUAUCAAGGGACCAUUUGGAGCCCCAGCUCAGAACUACAAGAAGUAUGACAUCCUCAUGCUCAUAGGUCUUGGAAUUGGAGCAACCCCAUUCAUCAGCAUUAUGAAAGAUCUCUUGAACUGCAUUAAACUAAAUGAUCCUGAGGAAUUUUCUGGCAGUACUCAUCCAACAGGAAUAAAUAAGAAGUGUCCUCAAAGAGCAUAUUUCUAUUGGGUAACAAGAGAACAAGGAUCCUUUGACUGGUUUAAAGGUGUCAUGAAUGACAUUGCAGAAUUCGACCAAAAUCAUAUAAUAGAAAUGCACAACUACUUGACCAGUGUACAUGAAGAAGGCGAUGCACGGUCUGCACUUAUUGCCAUGGUUCAAAAGCUACAACAUGCUAAGAAUGGACUUGAUGUUGUCUCAGAAAGCCGGAUAAAAACACAUUUUGCAAGACCCAACUGGAGAAGGGUGUUUUCUAACUUGGCAAGCACACAUGAAUCUUCUCGGAUAGGGGUUUUCUACUGUGGAAGUCCUACACUCACCAAAACACUGAAGGACCUUUGCCAUGAAUUUAGCUUAAAUUCAACAACCCGUUUCCAUUUCCACAAAGAGAACUUCUAGAAAAAGUCAAUUCAUCCCUUCAAAUUAAAAAAAAAAAAAAAGAAGAGAAAAACCAAUUAGCAGAUGAAGAAACUCUAGCAUGGUUCCAUUAAUUCAAGCAGUUGAAGAUAAGAAAAUAGAAAAAAAAAAAAAAUUCCAUCUCACAGUCAAUAUUUGUUCUGAAUUAUACAGGGUGAAAAGUAGAAGAGACCAAAAAAUGAAAAAAGAAAAUUACAACAAACAGGAAAACAAACAGAAAGAGAAACACAUUCUGGAUAUGGUUGUGUUUGGAGUUAGCUUGCUUGAAAUUCUGUGUAAAAUUUUGUGAAAUGAAGCUAAGCUGAGUUUUCCAGCUUCUUGUUUUGU